AUGGACAAAAUCAAGCAGUACAAAAACCUCUCCAUGACGGCAGAACUGGAUAACGACCUUGCAACGGAAACCGAACUCCUCAAGCAACGUUACCAGAAAUUCAUCAAGGCAAGCGACCAAGUUAGAUGGACCUUACAAUCCACUAACGCCACCGAGGAGCAAAUGGAACAAGAUUACUCUGCAGUGGCAGAAGUCAAAGAAGACAUGAGUGCUGUACUCGCUCUAGCCAAAAACAAACGCGAGGAGUACAAACGGCAACUGGACGCUGAGUUCCAAGACCAGCAAAGAAAAGAUGAGCGAAAACGGAAAGAAGAUAGAAUCCUUCAGCAACAACAGGCCUACACGCAACAAAUUCAGCAGCUGAUAGCUCAAAACCAAGCUACGGCACAAAUUGCAGCCGCAGCCGCUCCUGCUCCAAUAGCAGCCGCUCCUGCUCCAGUAGCAGCCAUACCUGCACCACAAUCAACACGCCUUCCCCAAAGGCAAAUCAAACAUUUUAAAGGAGAUAUCCUUGAGUGGACGUCAUUCUGGGAGAGCUUUAACGCCUCCAUCCACUCGUCCACAAUGCCGGACGUCCAAAAAUUCGACUAUCUCAAAGAAUAUUUCAAGGGGGAAGCAUACUUGUGCGUGGAAAACUUGGAACUGACUGCAGCAAACUACAACAUCGCUAUUGCUGAAUUGAAAAGGGUCUAUGCCAAACCAAAGGCCCUCAUUCAAUCCCAUCUAUGCAAAUUUGAUAACCUGGCUCCUGUUAAGUCUAUGACAGACGUAUCGGCUCUUCGAAGACUUCAGCUCACCGUCCAGUCGCACAUAAAUGCCUUGGAGACACUCGGGGUACAAAAAGACACCUUUGGAGGACUCCUUGGCACAAAAUUAAUGAAAUUGCUUCCUGCAGAAUUGCAGAAAGAAUGGUCGAGUUCCGAUGCAAACGACAUCACCGACAUCACAGCCCUGCUGAAUUUCAUCAGGGAUCAAGUCGACGCUGCUGAAAGACGACAACAACCACACCGGCGAAACAGCCACAAGCUGCUACAGCCUCUCAACUGGCGAUUGGAGCUAGAUCCCAACUAG
This is a messenger RNA of Daphnia magna, 1071 nucleotides long. RefSeq lists its product as uncharacterized. The coding region runs from base 1 to 1071 and encodes 356 amino acids. NCBI's taxonomy places the organism in Eukaryota, Metazoa, Arthropoda, Branchiopoda, Diplostraca, Daphniidae. The record is from RefSeq and is a predicted model, not a curated record. The transcript has 3 exons.